Castor canadensis (American beaver) is the source of this 2117-nucleotide messenger RNA. It is a transcript of the gene Spi1, whose product is annotated as Spi-1 proto-oncogene. Gene Ontology annotation, cellular component: nucleus. The record is from RefSeq and is a predicted model, not a curated record. NCBI's taxonomy places the organism in Eukaryota, Metazoa, Chordata, Mammalia, Rodentia, Castoridae. Gene Ontology annotation, molecular function: sequence-specific DNA binding; DNA-binding transcription factor activity, RNA polymerase II-specific. Gene Ontology annotation, biological process: regulation of transcription by RNA polymerase II; cell differentiation.
CAGAGAGAUAGAUAAGUGGGAAAAUAGAUGAAUGGAAAAAUUUCUAAACUAGGAAGACUAGCUUGAUAUCCACGCAUUGGGAAGUGGUGGGGAAACAAAUCUGGGCUUGGAACAGAGCUGCUAGGGAUUUAGAAGCAGCUGUGGUGCUCAGGAAGCUGGGAGGAGAGGGUAAGAAGCAGGACUCUCCCCUGGUAGAGGGGAAGCCCAUGUGAAGGGACAGAGAAAAAGAACAAAACAGCACUAGGCUGAAGACCCUACCCUGAACCCAACCCCAGCCUAGGUAGAACCUAGCAGGGGACGUAGGGCCUACAGAAGAGCCAGGCCCGGUAGCCUUGGGAUCUGAACCCUCAGCCAGUCAUGCUUACCCUAGAAAGUAGAUUUCCCAAGAGGCCACCACUCUGAGCUCAUGGAGGUGACUGUUGGCCACAUGGGGGUCUCGGAAGAAGUAGGUGUGGUUGAGCUAGGGGCUAGAGAGCCUUGGCAGGGCCCAGGGUAUGGGACAGCAGAGGCCUCCUGGUGAUAGAACUCCCUUUUUUCCCUCCCAGCCUCAGCUUCCUCUGGGCAGGGGCCUGGCCCCCAUGGCCUCCCAGGCCAGCCCCUUGAGCACCACCUGCCCCAGCCGGCCAGAGACUUCCUGUAGCGCAAGAGAUUUAUGCAAACGGGCUGGGGCGGUGAUGUCACCCCAAGGGGACUAUCUCCCAGCGGCAGGCCCUUCGAUAAAAUCAGGAACUUGCGCUGGCCCUGCAAUGUCAAGGGAGGGGGCUCAACCAGGGCUCCUGUAGCUCAGGGGGCAGGCCUGAGCCCUGCGUCCGCCCCACGACUGUCCAGCCCCUCGACGGGGCACCCCGUCCUGAGGGGCUCCGCACUGGCCCCCACCGAGGCAGGGGAUCUGACUGGCUUGGAGUUCGGCUGGAUGUUACAGGCGUGCAAAAUGGAAGGGUUUCCCCUCGUCCCCCCUCAGCCAACAGAAGACCUGGUUCCCUAUGACACAGAUCUGUACCAACGCCAGACACAUGAAUACUACCCCUAUCUCAGCAGCGAUGGAGAAAGUCAUAGUGACCAUUUCUGGGAAUUCCACCCACAGAACGUGCACAAUGAGUUCGAGAGCUUUGCUGAGAACCACUUCACGGAGCUGCAGAGUGUGCAGCCCCCCCAGCUGCAGCAGCUCUAUCGCCACAUGGAGCUGGAGCAGAUGCAUGUCCUCGACACCCCCAUGGUGCCACCCCACACCACCCUGGUUCACCAGGUCUCCUACCUGCCCCGGAUGUGCCUCCCUUACCCAUCCCUGUCCCCAGCCCAGCCCAGCUCGGAUGAGGAAGAGGGUGAGCGGCAGAGCCCCCCACUGGAGGUGUCCGAUGGAGAGGCCGACGGGCUAGAGCCGGGGCCCGGCCUCCUGCAUGGGGAGACAGGCAGCAAGAAGAAGAUCCGUCUGUACCAGUUCCUGCUGGAUCUGCUGCGCAGCGGCGACAUGAAGGACAGCAUCUGGUGGGUGGACAAGGACAAGGGCACCUUCCAGUUCUCGUCCAAGCACAAGGAGGCGCUGGCGCACCGCUGGGGCAUCCAGAAGGGCAACCGCAAGAAGAUGACUUACCAGAAGAUGGCGCGCGCGCUGCGCAACUACGGGAAGACGGGCGAGGUGAAGAAGGUGAAGAAGAAGCUCACCUACCAGUUCAGCGGCGAGGUGCUGGGCCGCGGGGGCCUGGCCGAGCGGCGCCACCCGCCCCACUGAGCCGCCCGCAGAGCCCGCCAGGCCCCCAGGCCCCCCGCCGGCCAUAGCAUUAACCCCUCGCCCGGCCCGGACACAGGGAGGACGCUCCCAGGGGCCAGAGGCAGGACUGCGGGGCCCGCCCUCAUGUCACUGUCCCCUUCCUUCCAAGCCCCUGCCCUCCACCGCUUUGCCUUCCACCAGGACUCCAGCCCCGGCCAGAAGGCCACCCGGGCGUCGGACCCACCCAGGGUCAGCCUUGCUUCAUGACCACGGUGCUUCCUUGGGAGUCUGAGGUCGUAGCAUCUUUGUAAAUUGGAUGCUCCUUUUUAAGCCCCUCUCCCAUCUCCCUCACCCGUUAGCAUCCUGGAAGAUCAAGUAAAAUUAUUCUUAGCUACUCCUCCUGCAGCAG